Molecule: messenger RNA, 1224 nt
Organism: Daucus carota subsp. sativus
Lineage: Eukaryota; Viridiplantae; Streptophyta; Magnoliopsida; Apiales; Apiaceae
Product: nuclear ribonuclease Z
Exons: 8
Coding region: 136-1020 (294 amino acids)
Source: RefSeq, a predicted model, not a curated record
CUCUCUUUUUAGGGUCAAAGGACUUGAAUGUAAAUUCCGCAAGUCGCUGGAGAGAGUAAAAAUGAAGUAUUGAAGUGUAUGAGCUCCUUCCAAGAGCCCUAACAGAUGGCUUAGUGCUGGAGUGAAAUUCGAGACAUGGAGAAGAAUGAAGAGAAGAGUAUAGAGAAAGAAGAAAACACAAGCAGAAAACAAAAGAUGAAUAUACAAGGGUACCCAAUUGAGGGUUUAUCAAUUGCAGGCCACGAGACUUGUGUCAUUUUCCCUAGUCUUAGCUUAGCAUUCGACAUUGGCAAGUGCCCUCAGCGUGCUGUUUCUCAAGAUUAUCUCUUCAUCUCUCAUGCCCAUAUGGAUCAUAUUGGUGGUUUGCCUAUGUAUGUUGCAACUCGAGGAUUAUACAGAAUGAAGCCCCCAACAAUUAUUGUACCCAAAGUAAUAAAAGAAAAUGUUGAAAAGCUAUUUGAUGUACACAGAUCGAUGGAUCAGUCAGAGCUCAAGCAUACUCUUAUAGGCUUGGAUAUUGGAGAAGAAUUUUGUUUAAGAAAGGACUUGAAAGUCAAAGCAUUCAAGACUUAUCAUGGCAUUCCAAGCCAGGGUUAUAUAGUCUAUGCUGUAAAACAGAAACUUAAGCAGGAAUAUUUAGGGCUCCCUGGAAAUGAGAUAAAAAAAUUGAAGAAUUCAGGUGUGAAGAUCACCUACACUAUUACAACGCCUGAAAUUGCUUUUACCGGUGACACUAUGUCAGACUUCAUCUUAGAUAGCACUAACAGUGAUGUUUUGAAAGCAAAGAUUCUCGUUAUGGAGGCAACUUAUGUCGAUAGUUUAGUGACAGUAGAGCAUGCCAGAGAUUUUGGCCAUGUUCAUUUGUCUGAGAUAAUUAACUAUGCCAAUAGAUUUGAGAACGAAGCAAUUCUUCUGAUUCACUUUUCUGCUCGCUAUGAAUUAAAGGCUAUCAAAGAUGCUGUCUCUGCGCUGCUUCCUCCUUUGGCUGGCCGAGUCUUUGCCCUCACUGAAGGAUUCUGAAUUACUGACUGAAAGCAGGGUUGUUGAUUUAUCUGCCGUGUACAUUUUAAUCAUGUCUAUGUUUUAAAAAGUUGUAUAGUAUCAUUUAUUGUGGGUACUUGGUGUAUUGGACUAUAGCAAUACAAAAUUUUAACUCUAAAGCUCAUAGUAGCAAGGGUGUGCUCGAAAGUUUUAAAGCAAAUAUCAAUUUUGGUUCUCUUGCUA